AUGUUCGGUUCCAAUCCCCGUGCUCAAUCCUCUACCGCCACCAGACGAUUGAUGAAAGAAUACCGAGACAUCACAGCCGAUCCAUUACAAGACUCCAUAACUGCUGGACCUAUAUCAGAGGAUAAUAUGUUAGAAUGGGAAGCUUUGAUACAAGGACCGGAAGGUACUCCUUAUGAAGGAGGUAUUUUCUCUGCUAAACUUAUAUUCCCCCCUGACUAUCCUCUCAAUCCAUUCAAGAUGAUAUUCGAACCUCCCCUCUUACACCCUAAUAUAUACCCAAAUGGCGAAGUCUGCAUAUCUAUCUUACAUGCACCUGGUGACGAUCCGUUGAGGUACGAAUCUGCUUCUGAACGAUGGUCACCCGUACAAGGAGUUAGAAGCGUUUUGCUUAGCGUAUUGAGCAUGUUGGCUGAACCCAACAUUGAAAGUGGAGCAAAUGUCGAGUGCUGUAAAUUAUACAGAGAUGAUAAACAAGAAUUCGAAAGACAAGUCAGAGAACAAGUCAAAAGCUUAUUGGGUAUAACAGAAAAUACAGAAUAA
Molecule: messenger RNA, 540 nt
Organism: Tremella mesenterica DSM 1558
Lineage: Eukaryota; Fungi; Basidiomycota; Tremellomycetes; Tremellales; Tremellaceae
Exons: 6
Coding region: 1-540 (179 amino acids)
Cellular component (GO): cytosol; endoplasmic reticulum
Source: RefSeq, a predicted model, not a curated record